UUCUCCUUACAUGGGUGUUGACCGUGAAGGUUAGGCAGGCUCUUGCUCUUAGACCGAGAGCAUCACUUAAUGUUUUUAUACUUGCUGGACAUUUGCUUGACACUUUCAGGAAUGACGACAAAGAUGCAGCUUGGAUGGAAGGUAUUCCUGAUACUCACAGUGCUUCCCUGCUGCAGGAGUUUAGAGGUUUCUAUUCCAGAGAAAGGAUAUGAGGUAGCGAGAGGAGGUGAUAUCACUUUGACCUGCUCCUUCAUCCCAGCCAGACCAGUCGCCAACGCACUCGUCAUCACAUGGGAAGCUUACCCUGAGAAAGUUGGUGAGCCAAUGGACGCAGUGGCCACUUACUUUAUAAACAAUCCAGUUGACAUUGCACCUGAUUAUGAAGGCAGAGCCACGAUGGAGGUCAGCCUUGACAAUCAAGUGAGCACUCUCACCUUAACCAAGGUGACCAUGCAGGACAGCCGCAGUUACCAAUGCAGUGUCAUGAUCCCCAACGAUGACGAGGGAACAACAGCUGCCACCACUUCCCUUCUGGUUCUUGUGCCUCCCUCUCCGCCGAUCUGCAGGGUUCAGGGAGAAGCAGCAUACUUUCACAACAUCACCCUCACCUGUUCGUCCCAGGAGGGAUCCCCACAGCCUGAAUAUGUUUGGAGCAGCUACAAUGUUGAAAACCUUCCCAGAGAUUUACCACCUAGGUCUAACCAAAACCAUGGAAUUCUAUCUCUCUUCAAUAUUUCAAAAGACACGUCUGGGUUCUACAUUUGCACAUCAACAAAUCGUAUUGGUUCUGCCAGAUGCAACUAUACCUUAGUUGUGACUCCUGGGAGCAUGAACAUUGGGUCCACUGCAGGUAUAAUUGCGGGAGUCCUCGCAGGUGUUGUGCUGCUGGCAAUUUUAAUCUUCUGUUGCUGCAAGAAAAAGGGCAAAAAGGAGAAGUAUGCUGAAAGUUCCCCUGAAGAAAUGGCGUAUUAUGACAGAGACGCUCCUGAAGCUGGAGAGCCGUACUUGGAUGACAAGUCGAAGGGCGAGACAAAGCAGGUCAACCAGCAUGAAGUCAAAGGCCUUCCUCCAAACAAUUACAGCGAAGAACCAGUCGCACACAAGUUUGAGGACGAUCACCACAGUUAUAAUAGCAGCAAAGAAAGGUAUGGUGGCAAGGGCAGUGAUGUUGACUCUCAGCGUUACCAGGACGACCAGCAUGAUCGCCGCCGUGGGAGUCGUGAUCGCCUUGACGAUCAGCGUGAUCGUGUUGGAGGUAGUCGCGAUCGCCUUGACGAUCAGCAUGAUCGUUAUGGAGGUAGUCGCGAUCGCCUUGAUGAUCAGCGUGAUCGUUAUGGAGGCAGUCGUGAUCGCCUUGACGAUCAGCGUGAUCGUUACGGGGGCAGUAGGGAUCGUCUUGAUGAUCAGCGCGAUCGUUAUGGGGGCAGUCGGGAUCGCCUUGACGAUCAGCACGAUCGUUACAGAGGCAGUCGGGAUCGCCUUGAUGAUCAGCGCGAACGUUAUGGAGGCAGUCGGGAUCGCCUUGAUGAUCAGCGCGAACGUUAUGGAGGCAGUCGGGAUCGCCUUGACGAUCAGCGUGAUCGUUAUGGGGGCAGCCGUGAUCGCCUCGAUGACCAGCGUGAUCGUAACAGAGGCAGCCGUGAUCGCCUUGAUUACAAUGACGAUCAAAGCAGAAACCGGUAUUAAUAACCUUGUGUUACUGAAUGUUAUAACGCUCUAAAAUCUUUUCUUUUAUGCACUAAAACAUUUUAUUGGGUUUAUGGAUUGGCUUAGUUCCCCAUCACAAACAGCCAAAGUAAAAUUAUUUUGCGCAUCCUCACAAAUAUUGUAAAUUAUCAUGUAGAAGCCAGUAUUCAAAUCAUAGUGUAGGGAAGAGUCGAAAUAAGAAGUAGAGGCUUGUCUCUUAUAUAAGCCUGUCUAACAUAAGAGCCUGAUUAUCUCUUCUACUGAAGUAAAUUACUAUUUGAGAAUUUUACAGUAGGGUGGUGCUCAAAGCUUGGCGACAUUAACCCCGUUUCUACCAAACACUUUCGGUAUGGUACCUUUGGAACCCAAAGUAACCCUUCAGACAUGAUACCUAGACCCUAGUCCACCCUACUCCACUGCAAACAGUCCCCUUAAAUGUGGGCGGGGUUCUUGUCACUCACUGCUCUGUCCAGCACUCACUGUAUUUCCUCAUUACCGGUGACACAGAGGGAAGUCUGCACCUCGUUCAUCGUCCACAGAACGAGGCUGCAUGCCGAUGUUUUCAGAACAAAAUAAAACAGGCUGCAGUGAGUCUCUCUCCGUGGGAUAUUUAAAAAUAGUGGGUUUGUGCAUUUAGUCUAUCUCAGGCAAGCUCAGGGGUUUAGUGUUGCUGGAGCUCACAGGAACAACGCUCCGUGCCACUUUUUUCCCCUCAGAGUGAGGAUUUUAGUAUGCGCACUUCAUAUAAUCCAGCCGAAAUUAAUAUAUAUUAACACUUGAAGAUCCACUCAUUACUAAAAGUGUAUGUCAUAUAAAAACUGGUUAUGGUCAAAGUUGUCCCAUUGAAAUUUAAGGUGUGUUAAUGGAUUCACAUCAUCGGCGCCCCAUAUACAGAGGCAUCGCCUCGCUGCAGCGGCCGCGGGUUCGAAUCCAACUCGCGGCCCUUUGCUGCAUGUCAGUCCCCACUCUCUCUCUGUCGCCCGAUUUCACUCUCUGUCCUGUCAAUAAAGGCAAAAAGCCGAUAAAAAUAAUCUUUAAAAAAAAAAAAGUUGCCAGCAGGAGUAGUCAGAAGUAUGUUUUGGAUGAUGAUGAUGAUAAACAUCUUCACAAAACAAGAAUUAAAAUUAUUUUCACUGGCCAUAUAGUAUAAAACAGAAUAAAGUACUUUCUCUAAACAUCAACGUGAAUAAAACUAGAGCUUUAUGUCAGAAAGAGUUUUUUACGUCCAGAAAACCCAGUAUGGCCAGUACAGAUGCUGCAUAACAGUCACAUCUCACAGAGUCUCUACAGUUAGCUGACUGGGAGCAUCCUGAUUCAAACUGGGUUGAAACCAGAAUACAUUAGCCUUCAGGUAACCUGACUUAAAUUUACAUAUUGUGUUGUUUCAUUACUUACUGACCAAGGUCCUCGAAGCCAAGGUGCUGUCAACAUAUAUAACACAUAUGUAUUUGAUGUAAAUAAUUUAGUGUUUGCUGUAUGAUGAAAUCAACUCUGCAGCUCAAAUCCUGUGAUGUUAAGAACAGAACAUUUAAUUUUUAGAUACUUUUUUAGCAUUGAUAUUGUUUUUGUUUUUUUUCUCUUUAUAGUUUUUUAUUUUGUUUUGUUUUGUUUUGUUUUUCAUGAUUACUUGCCCAAUGCCUUAACUACACAUAUUCAGGCCCUUAUCUACUGCAGUAAUUCGGGCAUAGGUGUUAAAAAAUAGUUUCAGGCAAAAAAAAAAAUACUAUUCUUCUGUCAUAUAAAUGUGUACAUUAUCUUUGAUUUUAAGUCUCCUUUUCAUGUGUAGUUGUGAUCAAAAGUAAUAAAGUGCCUCAGCUGAAUCUGGACUAGCUUUUAACCUACACUCUCCGGCCACUUUAUUAGGUACAUCUUGCUAGUACAGUUGCUGCAGAUUUGUCAGCUGCACAUCAAUGAUGUGAAGGUGCUCUACUGGAUUGAGAUCUGGUGACUGUGGAGGCUCAUCCAGACUAAUCAGACCAGGCAAUGUUUUUCCAGUCUUCUGUUGUCCAGUUUUGGUGAGCCUGUGUGAACUGCAGCCUCAGUUUCCUGUUGUUAGCUGACAGGAUUGGCACCUGGUGUGGUCUUCUGCUGCUGUAGCCCAUCUGCUUCAAGGUUGGACGUGUUGUUGGUUCAGAGAUGGUCUUCUGCAGACCUUGGUUGUAACCAGUGCUUAUUUGAGUUACUGUUGCCUUUCUGCCAUCUUGAACCAGUCUGGCCAUUCUCCUCUGACCUCUGGCAUCAGUAAGGCAUUGUCUCACUGGAUAUUUCCUCUUUUUGGGACCAUCCUCUGUAAACCCUAGAGAUGGUUGUGUGUGAAAAUCCCAGUAGAUCAGCAGUUUCUCAAAUACUCCAAGAACAACCAUGCCAUGUUCAGGGUCACUUAAAUCACCUUUCUUCCUCAUUCUGAUGCUCAGUUUGAACUUCAGCAGGUUGUCUUCACCAUGUCUACAUGCCUAAAUGCAUUGGGUUGCUGCCAUGUGAUUGGCUGGUUAGCUAUUUGUGUUAAAAAGCAGUUGAACAGGUGUACCUAAUGAAGUGGACAUUUAGUGUAUUUUAAAACGUAUCUUUAACAUGUGUGUGGAAAAACUCUUUGUAUUGCUAAUUAUGUUUUGCUUUUUUAUCCGUUUGAUUUUACUGAAUUGAAUUUACUUACAGUGAUCUUUGUGAGCAACUUUUUGUUUUUGUUUUUUUGUUGUUGUGUGUAAUAAAUGAUUUCCAUUGACUUCCCAUUGAUGUGGGCUAUUUUUUAUAUGAAGACAAAUUUAAAUCAAGUUCAAUAA
Messenger RNA from Epinephelus fuscoguttatus (brown-marbled grouper), 4466 nucleotides. Its product is annotated as cell surface A33 antigen-like. Gene Ontology annotation, cellular component: plasma membrane. Lineage: Eukaryota; Metazoa; Chordata; Actinopteri; Perciformes; Serranidae. The coding region runs from base 70 to 1686 and encodes 538 amino acids. The transcript is spliced from 7 exons. The record is from RefSeq and is a predicted model, not a curated record.